Messenger RNA from Onthophagus taurus, 1268 nucleotides. RefSeq names its product beta-1,4-glucuronyltransferase 1-like. The record is from RefSeq and is a predicted model, not a curated record. NCBI's taxonomy places the organism in Eukaryota, Metazoa, Arthropoda, Insecta, Coleoptera, Scarabaeidae.
AUUUCAACUUUAAAUCGCAAUGAAAAUGAGCCAAGUUAAAACUCAAAAUGAAUUUUAAAGCGUUAUAUUUUUUAAUAAUUAAUUUAAUUGAUUUCUCGACAAGUUCCGAUGAAUUAAGUCUCGGGAAAAGGCUUUUAAAAUUAAUCGACUGCAAUAAUCGGGUUUUGGUGAAAAGUAUCGGGAUGCGAGGGAAGUAUUUCGUUCUUUACAAUUACGUUUUACCAAGUUUAAGCUUUAAUUGUCGCGAAAGUGUCACUUACACCACUCACGGCGAUUUUAGUUUCUUGGAAAAUAUAGAAACUUUAGUUGAUCGUUGGGACGGGCCAAUUAGCUUGGCAGUUUACGCACCUGGAAGCGAUUUUGAGCUCUCUUUAAGAAGUAUUAAGUAUUUGAGGAAUUGUAGACACUCGAAAAUUAAAAAAUUUGUCACGUUCCACGUUUUUUUUGAUUGGGAGCAUUUCCCGGUUAAGGAGUCUAAACCCCCGAUUAUUAAUCGGUACAACGACGAAAUUAAUUGCAACCAAAAACCGCCUUACUCAAUAAAAGAAUCAUCAAGUUACAGAUUCUCAAAGAAUUUAACUUACCCCAUAAACACCGCGAGGAACAUCGCAAGACAAACAUCUCAAACCCAUUUCGUUUUAGCCAGCGACAUCGAGCUUUACCCCCCGAUUAAUUUUUCGGCAAAAUUUUUAAAUAUGAUCGCAAAUAAAAGCCACAUCAACCAAAUAAACGUUAAGAAACCCCACGUUUUUGUAACCCCCGUUUUUGAAUUGGCGAAACAUUCCAAAAUCCCCAACAAUAAAACCCAACUACAAACACUCCUAAAAGAAAAGUUAGCGCAACUAUUUCAUCACGACAUCUGUUCGAUUUGCCACCGAAUCCCAAAACUAAAUGAAUGGAUCGAAAGCAAAGAAGAAAUUGAUGAUGAAGCUUACGAUGUUUUCGCCGUUGGUGAGAGGACGAAAAAAUACUCUCAUUGGGAGCCUUUUUAUGUGGGAACGAGAAAUGAUCCACCUUUUGAUGAACGAUUAACGUGGGAGGGGCAAAGCAAUAAAAUCCCACAGGCUUAUUCGAUGUGCCUCUUGGAUUACCAAUACUUAGUUUUAAACAACGCCUUUUUAGUACAUCGUCCUGGAAUUAAAAAAAGCAAAGAUCAACUCACAAAAUUUUCGAAAUUAGUCGCAAAAACGAAUUAUUUGCUAAGAAACGUAAUUCAUCACGAAUUAAUGAGUUUGUAUGGUAAAAAGAAAGGUUGUAGGUUAUAUUAA